GAUGCAGUGUCAGCCGUGGUGCGUAUUACAUGGGAUGCGUUAUCGGUCGGUGUUCUCUCGGUCCCUUCUGUUCCCGCUUCGAUUCUGGUCUACAAGACAGCCUGGAAAUGUUUUCACAGCGCGAGACUCCAAGUACGACAUCAAUGAUCAAUCACGGUUGUUCUUCCAUGGUAAUUCCUCGAUUUCUGCAGCACCUCUUGCCGAGAAUGAGCUCAGUUGAGCCCAUGCAAGUUGACGCUGCACCAGAUGAGAGCGAAGCAACUGAAGAAGAUUCUUAUUCCGUAGAAAACCCUUCAUUGGAUUUAGAAGUCUACUCCAAUAGCUACACGGGUCUCGCCCGACUGUAUCGCCUGCUCUACAUCGCGGAUCACUGUCCGCUGCUGCGCGUCGAAGCCCUCCGUACGGCUCUGGGCCACGUUCAGGGCACGUACAACGUUGCAAAGUACCAGGAGAUCCACAAAAAGCUCAUUGAAGCUGUAGGAGCGUCCAAUUUGCCAGACGUCACAGGAGGAGCCAAUCCUGUGGUUGCGCCGCUCGACACCCAGUGGAUCGAAACCAAAAACAAGAAGGCUGCCCUGAAGCUCGAAAAGCUCGACACUGACCUUAAAAACUACAAGAGCAACUCAAUCAAGGAAAGCAUUAGGAGGGGCCAUGACGAUCUUGGCGACCAUUACCUCGACUGUGGGGAUCUUAACAAUGCACUCAAGUGUUUCUCGAGGGCGAGGGACUAUUGUACCAGUUCCAGGCACGUUGUUAACAUGUGUCUCAAUGUGAUAAAGGUGAGCAUAUAUCUCCAGAACUGGUCCCACGUCUUAACCUACGUCAACAAGGCUGAACAAACUCCCGAAUUUGUGGAGGGCCAUGCCAAAGAAGCCCACCAGCACAUCCUGACAAAGUUACGGUGCGCCGCUGGUCUGGCGGAGUUAGCCACAAAGAAGUACAAGUCGGCUGCUAAGAACUUCCUGCAGGCCAGCUUUGACCACUGUGACUUCCCAGAUAUGUUAUCACCCAACAACGUUGCCAUGUAUGGUGGCCUCUGUGCGCUAGCGUCAUUUGAUCGUCAGGAACUUCUGCGCAACGUGAUUUCAAGCAGUUCGUUCAAGCUGUUUUUGGAGCUUGAGCCGCAGCUAAGGGACAUCAUCUUCAAGUUUUACGAGUCAAAAUAUGCCACUUGCCUUACAUUACUGAAUGAAAUUAAGGACAACCUCCUGCUGGACCUCUACCUAGCACCGCAUGUCAGUACGCUGUACACACAAAUCAGAAACAGGGCUCUCAUACAGUACUUCAGCCCAUACCUGUCUGCAGACAUGAACAAAAUGGCAUCUGCCUUCAACACGACAGUGAUUGAUCUGGAGGACGAACUCAUGCAGCUCAUCUUGGAUGGGCAGAUCCAGGCACGCAUAGACUCUCACAACAAGAUACUUUAUGCGAAGGACAUAGAUCAGCGAAGCACAACGUUUGAACGGGCAUUAGCUAUGGGAAAGGAGUACAACAGGCGGACGGCAGCUCUCAUAUUGAGGUCUGCAAUGUUGAAAAACCACAUACAUGUCAAGAGUCUUCCCAGGGACGGUUCCCAGGGGGCCGACAUCAGCAUGACAUCGUGUAACUGUACAACGCCACGUAACUAGCUGCAAAACUAGAAAGAGAAUUGUCGUCUAAUUUAACGCAUUAACCCCAUCAAAGACAUCUUGGAUUUGGAUCGGGUCGUCGUGGCAACGUCCACACGGUGCAGUGCUCGUGAGUGCCAUGUCUUCUGCAUUCAACAUUUAUCUCGCUCAUUUGCGGAUCUACGUGCUGGAAGUGUCCCGUGUCUCAAACUGUGUGCAUUUUGUUUGACUUUACGGGUGAGUUUGGGAUAUUUGAGUUUGCGGAGUGUGCGUUAAUUUACUUCUGGCACGACCCUGUUCAGUUAGUAAAUUGGCUGCGUUUAAGCGUGUUGAUUUGUUGUGCACUAGUGAUGAGUAAAGUGUACCGUGCCACUUGAUAACUGACUCAGUUGAGAUUGGUGAUUAAAGUGACACAUUUUUCCAAC
Ornithodoros turicata is the source of this 2032-nucleotide messenger RNA. It is a transcript of the gene CSN1b, whose product is annotated as COP9 signalosome complex subunit 1-like. Gene Ontology annotation, cellular component: COP9 signalosome. The transcript has 14 exons. The record is from RefSeq and is a predicted model, not a curated record. Bases 30 to 1628 code for a protein of 532 amino acids. Lineage: Eukaryota; Metazoa; Arthropoda; Arachnida; Ixodida; Argasidae.